UCUUUCCUUUCUUCCUUUACCUGGCCCCGCCCCCCGGAAGCUUCUAUGGGUCCUCGCCUGCGGGUCAGGGGUGAGAAGUAGUGCUGCAGAACGGACCCUGGUGAAUAACUUCCCUGAGUUCCACUCCCCGGCGGCGCGAGUUGCAAGAACCUAGGAAAACUGCUGUCAUCUGGCGCCAAGAUGUCCGGAAUUGGAAAUAAAAGAGCAGCUGGAGAGCCUGGCACAUCCAUGCCUCCGGAGAAGAAGACAGCUGUUGAAGAUUCAGGGACCACAGUGGAGACAAUUAAGCUCGGGGGUGUCUCUUCAACGGAGGAGCUAGACAUUCGAACACUGCAAACCAAAAAUCGCAAGCUGGCAGAGAUGCUGGAUCAACGGCAGGCCAUUGAAGAUGAACUCCGUGAGCACAUUGAAAAACUGGAACGAAGACAGGCCACUGAUGAUGCCUCGCUGCUGAUUGUCAACCGGUACUGGAGUCAGUUUGAUGAAAACAUCCGUAUCAUCCUUAAACGUUAUGAUCUGGAGCAAGGUUUGGGAGAUCUCCUCACAGAAAGAAAAGCCCUUGUCGUGCCGGAACCAGAACCAGACUCUGAUAGCAAUCAGGAACGGAAAGAUGACCGAGAGAGAGGGGAAGGGCAAGAGCCAGCUUUCUCUUUCCUUGCUACCUUGGCCAGCAGUUCCAGUGAAGAAAUGGAAUCUCAGCUGCAGGAGCGAGUGGAGUCCUCCCGCCGAGCUGUGUCCCAGAUUGUGACGGUCUAUGAUAAAUUACAGGAAAAAGUAGAGCUCCUGUCGCGGAAGCUAAACAGCGGAGAUAAUCUGAUAGUGGAGGAAGCGGUGCAGGAGCUGAAUUCCUUCCUUGCUCAAGAGAAUAUGAGGCUACAGGAAUUGACAGACCUCCUUCAGGAGAAGCAUCGCACCAUGUCUCAGGAGUUCUCCAAGUUGCAGAGUAAAGUGGAGACAGCUGAGUCACGAGUUUCUGUCCUGGAGUCCAUGAUCGAUGACCUGCAGUGGGAUAUUGACAAAAUCCGAAAGAGGGAACAGCGACUCAACCGACACUUAGCAGAAGUCCUAGAACGGGUGAAUUCGAAAGGUUAUAAGGUCUAUGGAGCGGGGAGCAGUCUCUAUGGUGGCACAAUCACUAUCAAUGCCCGGAAGUUUGAGGAAAUGAAUGCAGAGCUUGAGGAGAACAAAGAGUUGGCUCAGAACCGUCACUGUGAGCUGGAGAAACUUCAGCAAGACUUUGAGGAGGUCACUACACAAAAUGAAAAGCUGAAGGUGGAAUUGCGGAGUGCGGUGGAAGAGGCAGUUAAGGAAACUCCGGAAUACCGCUGUAUGCAGUCACAGUUCUCCGUCCUGUACAACGAGAGCCUACAGUUGAAAGCGCACUUGGACGAGGCCCGGACCCUGCUGCAUGGCACCAGGGGGACCCACCAGCGCCAAGUUGAGCUCAUCGAGCGAGAUGAGGUUAGUCUUCAUAAGAAGCUGAGGACCGAAGUGAUCCAGCUGGAAGAUACUCUGGCCCAGGUCCGCAAGGAGUAUGAAAUGCUGAGGAUAGAGUUUGAGCAGACCCUUGCUGCCAACGAACAAGCAGGCCCCAUAAACCGGGAGAUGCGUCACCUCAUCAGUAGCCUCCAGAAUCACAAUCACCAGCUGAAAGGGGAGGUCCUAAGGUAUAAGCGGAAGUUGAGAGAAGCCCAGUCUGACCUGAACAAGACGCGCCUGCGUAGCGGCAGUGCCCUCCUGCAGUCUCAGUCUAGUACUGAAGACCCGAAGGACGAGCCCACGGAGCUGAAGCAAGAUCCUGAGGACUUACCUGCCCAGUCCUCUGCAUCGAAGGCAUCUCAGGAGGAAGUCAACGAAAUUAAGUCCAAACGGGAUGAGGAAGAGCGAGAACGAGAAAGGAGGGAGAAAGAGAGGGAGCGAGAAAGAGAGCGGGAGAAGGAAAAGGAGAGAGAACGAGAGAAGCAGAAACUAAAAGAGUCAGAAAAAGAAAGAGACUCUGCUAAGGACAAAGAGAAAGGGAAACAUGAUGAUGGAAGGAAAAAGGAAGCAGAAGUUAUCAAACAAUUGAAGAUUGAACUCAAGAAGGCACAGGAGAGCCAAAAGGAGAUGAAACUAUUGCUAGAUAUGUACCGCUCUGCCCCAAAGGAACAGAGAGACAAAGUUCAGCUAAUGGCAGCUGAGAAGAAGUCUAAGGCAGAGUUGGAAGACCUGAGGCAAAGACUCCGGGAUCUAGAGGAUAAGGAGAAAAAGGAGAAUAAGAAAAUGGCUGAUGAGGAUGCCUUGAGGAAGAUCCGGGCAGUGGAGGAGCAGAUAGAGUACCUGCAGAAGAAGCUGGCCAUGGCCAAGCAGGAGGAAGAGGCUCUCCUCUCUGAGAUGGAUGUUACAGGCCAGGCCUUUGAAGACAUGCAGGAGCAGAAUAUCCGUUUAAUGCAGCAGUUGCGGGAGAAGGAUGAUGCAAAUUUCAAGCUCAUGUCAGAACGUAUUAAGUCCAAUCAGAUCCACAAGUUACUUAAAGAAGAGAAGGAGGAGCUGGCUGACCAGGUUUUGACUCUAAAGACUCAGGUUGAUGCUCAGUUACAGGUAGUAAGGAAAUUGGAAGAGAAGGAGCAUCUGUUACAAAGCAACAUUGGCACAGGGGAGAAGGAACUGGGUCUUAGGACUCAAGCCUUAGAGAUGAAUAAACGCAAGGCGAUGGAGGCAGCCCAGCUUGCAGAUGACCUCAAAACACAACUGGAAUUGGCUCAGAAGAAGCUACAUGAUUUUCAGGAUGAGAUUGUGGAGAACAGUGUCACCAAAGAAAAGGACAUGUUCAAUUUCAAACGAGCCCAGGAGGACAUCUCUAGACUUCGAAGGAAGCUGGAGACCACAAAGAAACCAGACAAUGUACCCAAAUGUGAUGAGAUCCUGAUGGAGGAGAUUAAGGAUUACAAGGCACGCCUGACCUGUCCAUGUUGCAACAUGCGUAAAAAGGAUGCCGUACUUACCAAGUGUUUUCACGUGUUUUGCUUUGAGUGUGUGAAGACACGCUAUGACACCCGUCAGCGCAAAUGUCCCAAGUGUAACGCUGCAUUUGGUGCCAAUGAUUUCCAUCGCAUCUACAUUGGUUGAGCCAAGCCAAGAGAAGAAGAGGGAAUGGCUAGACAGGCACCUAUUCAGUAACCAUCAAACCUCUACCUCUUCUCACCUUGACUGUCACCUACGGGGCAGUUUAUCUGUCAACUACCUUUCCUUCACAGACUUUACGUCCAGGUUCUCCUCCCUAAUAGCUACAUGACUUCAGGGAAAAGGACUGGUAAAGGCAAGUCUUGGGUUUUAGAAUGAAUUAGAAACCUCUUAUUUGUCUUCCCCACCAGCUUGUUUCUUUCCUGCUUUUAGAUUUUUCAGCAUUUUCUUCUUCAGGCUUAACUGCAUAAAUAAUCGUGGAUUGUUCAUUCCUCCUGAAGAAGCAAGUUGGUACUCUUGACAUGGAGAAGGGAACAAGAAGAGUGGAGACACAUGGCUAUUUUGGGGAGUGAGGGCGAUCUUUUAGAAAUAAGCUAUCCAUGGGCACAAACAUUUCUUGAUUUGGGUAGUAAACUUUUUGUAGACUCGGAUUAUAAAAUGGUAUAAUUGUGCUUUUUCCUGGAUGGUUUGAAGCCUUAAUGAAAUUAUGUCCAGGAUGAUUCAGUUCAUUUCCUAUUCACUAACAAAGUAACUUGUUAAGGUCAGCUGGUUUCCAUGUUGAAGUUAUCUAAGUUUUGAGUGUUCUACUCAUUGAAAGGUCUUUAAAUUUCUUGAGGCCAGAAUAAUUACAAAUGCAAUCGCCCCUUUUAUCUUAUAAUGAAAUCAAGAUUGGAGAGGAUGGGGAACAGGACUGAGAUGGUGAAGAGAUCUUCUGGGUACUCUGGGAACUUGAUUACAGGGAGGUCUUGGUGAGCCAUGAAUUACUCUCAUCUGCCUCUCUACAGGGAUUCUUAUGAUCCCUGUUCCCCAGAAGAUUCUCUGUAAUGUUUCUGUAGGACUUUAUACUCCAUAAGCUUCAAUUAAAGCAGGAUUCAAUUUGC
Messenger RNA from Acinonyx jubatus (cheetah), 4043 nucleotides. It is a transcript of the gene RNF20, whose product is annotated as ring finger protein 20. Gene Ontology annotation, cellular component: HULC complex; nucleus. The transcript has 20 exons. Lineage: Eukaryota; Metazoa; Chordata; Mammalia; Carnivora; Felidae. Gene Ontology annotation, molecular function: metal ion binding; ubiquitin protein ligase activity. Bases 181 to 3108 code for a protein of 975 amino acids. The record is from RefSeq and is a predicted model, not a curated record.